Ustilaginoidea virens is the source of this 204-nucleotide messenger RNA. RefSeq lists its product as uncharacterized. The coding region runs from base 1 to 204 and encodes 67 amino acids. NCBI's taxonomy places the organism in Eukaryota, Fungi, Ascomycota, Sordariomycetes, Hypocreales, Clavicipitaceae. The transcript has 2 exons. The record is from RefSeq and is a predicted model, not a curated record.
AUGACUUCGAGCCCAGCGUUUAUUUUGACAUCCCCAGACGACUGGGAGAACUGCGGCAAUACCAUUACCUGCCGAUACAGAUACACCGACGGAACCUUCCACCGGUGGCCCGGCAAGCGAUGCCAGGGCAGCCGGGGCGGCGGCGGCGACGGCAUCGGCAUUGCCAAUGGUAUCGUCGGUUGCCGCUAUGCCUCGGGAACCUGA